Messenger RNA from Sphaeroforma arctica JP610, 1113 nucleotides. RefSeq lists its product as hypothetical. Bases 1 to 762 code for a protein of 253 amino acids. NCBI's taxonomy places the organism in Eukaryota, Ichthyosporea, Ichthyophonida. The transcript has 2 exons. The record is from RefSeq and is a predicted model, not a curated record.
AUGAUGGGUGUGAAGAAGAAUACAGCCCUCGACUCGGAAAACGUGCCUAACGAACUCGAAGGAUGUUACCACGUAUACUUAGAUUGUGGCUCGAAUCGUGGUGUGCAAGUUCAGAAGUUAUAUGAGCCAGAACUUUAUCCUGACGUGCCAGUUAAUACUUUCUUCAAGAAGAUCUUCGGCAAAGUCGCCAAGCGUCGCGAGGUAUGCAGUGUAGGGUUUGAACCAAACGCAAAGCACACAGAAUACCUGAAGCGUAUUGAAAGCUCAUACAACAAGUGUGGGUAUCGCACAUUUUUCAAAGUCCCUACAGGGCUAGCUGACUACGAUGGCGAGGGCAGUUACUUCUCGGACAAUUCGAAGGAGUUCUAUGAGUGGGGUGGCGGAGUGAUUGAGAAAAGGGUUACGUCAAAAGCCAACACAGGCAAAGUGGAAAUCAUACGCCUGGUGAAAUAUAUUAAGGACAUCGUUAACACCCGGGACACCGGAGCUUCUGAACAAGACCUUUUGUCAUACAAUCCUCCCAGAGUCAUGAUGAAGAUAGACAUCGAAGGAAGCGAGAAAGACGUGCUGAUUGAUAUGGCCCUUUCCGGUACAUUAGAAAUCAUUGACUUUGCUUUUAUCGAGUACCACGAUGAUCAUCUUACAGAUCCGGCGGAUCGCCAGAAAACUGAAGACGCUCGUAUGGUCGCGAAUACCUUGAGUAAAUACUCGAAAUACGAUGAAACCUACGGCUUAUCUGACGAACCAUUGCCCAAAUGUUAGUAAUGAAGCUUGCAGCGGACAACCGAGGUUUGGGUAUCGGAUUUAUUUAGGAUCCGCAGAAGAUGGUACUGAUAGGUGAAUGUCAUACCAUCGGCAAUGUUUGAGUGUCUGCCUUUCCAGGGUAAGUUUGGUCCGUUCCGCUGACAGUUGACUAUUGAACAAAUCUCCGCAUACUGUUCGACUAAACAAGUAGCCGAAAAGUACUCUUGUUUAGCCCAAUCAAUGCAAUGAGCGUUGUAUAUUAAAUCGAGAUACAAUUAGUGUGUAAUAUUAAAGAGCAAACAGUGUCCUAGGGUGGAUUCUCUGUUAUUUACAGGUACUGGGAUUCGAAGGAUGCUGUACAGAAGGUUG